This is a messenger RNA of Gloeophyllum trabeum ATCC 11539, 729 nucleotides long. RefSeq lists its product as uncharacterized. The record is from RefSeq and is a predicted model, not a curated record. Lineage: Eukaryota; Fungi; Basidiomycota; Agaricomycetes; Gloeophyllales; Gloeophyllaceae. Bases 1 to 729 code for a protein of 242 amino acids. The transcript has 4 exons.
AUGGCUCACCUCGCGACUCCAGAGCUCCUCGACCGCAUCAAAAGCCUCUACCCCACCUCUUCCUCCCCCCCAGCGACCGCCCAAGAAUACCUCCAGAACCCGUACUUCUUCGCCGCGGCGGUGGUGUUCAGCGCGUUCAACUACCCCGAGGCCAUCCCCGCCGUAUUCCAGAGCGCGCUGAACGACAUCAAGGGGCUGCGCGCCAGCGAGGACGAGCAGCGGCACCUCGUGCGCAAGAUCCGCGAUGCGCUGUUCAAGUGCGGGAUCCUCAUCGGAUACCCUAAGGCUAUCAACGGCCUUGUGGCGUUGUACGGGGCUACACCAGAGAAUCUGAGGGAUAAGGAGAUGAUUCGUGACAAGACACUGCCGACGGAACAUUGGACGGCCUCAGGUCAGAAGUACUUCAAUGAAACGUACGGUGAAACGGCAGAACAGACGCAGAAGCUCCUCGAGUCCAUCUAUCCGGACUUCGGAUUCUUCUGCAUCACCCAUGCAUACGGCUAUGCGUAUUCCUUCUCUGACCUCAUCUCUGGGCUGGAGAACUCUUACAUCAUGCUGGUGUCGAAUAUCGCAAUGGAUGUCCCGCGACAGAUUGAAUGGCAUUUAAAGGGCUCUGUGAGGAAUGGAGGCAGUCCCGAGCAGGUCAAGGCUGUCCGGGAAAUCGCGGUCGAAGUGGGUAAAGCUGCGGGAGCGGUAUGGAGGAAUGAGAUUCCCCAGCUGGGGCAGUAA